AUGGUGCCACUGGCGACGGACGACAGCUCUCCAGAGACUUUACCGCAAUCUGAUUACCUAUGUCCUGAUGACACCCAGAACAAUGGGCAAGCGCAACUGGAAGGAUGGCCUCAAGGCCCGCAGAAAGACCAACUCACCAUUCUAGAACCGAACAGUUUGUUGUCCUUUGGGUCAAAGAAUAAUCCAUUCAUGCUCGGUGACUCGUCUCUCACCAGCCAGGCGACUUCGCCAAACUGCUCCGAGAUCAUGGAUCUUCUAAACUUUGAUUCCUUUCCUGAUGAUAUGUCACCAGCCUCUGCUGCUCCGGACUGUAUUGACCCAGGUUCACUGCACAAGCCGGAGAUCCAGAGCAUGGCAGUUCCUUCAUUUGAAGGCAACCUUGUCUCCCUUCGCUUUUCACAAAAUCCGAGGGCGAAAUUAUCCAAAUCAUCUCUCAGUCAACAACGCGAAAGUACCAAAAACGUUUCCCGGGAUGUCCGGUCGGAUGCGCCUACUCGUUCACAACGGGCCUUGAAUCCUUUGCUCCCUGGAAAUCGAUAUUCUGAGUCGCCCUGCGCAUGUAUGCAGAAAGUACUUGAGCUAUACGAAGAUGUUGAGGAAGUAAGUCCAACAAGCAGCGCUAUGUCGAUGGGAGAGAGUUUGGCUUUUCAAAUAGCCGUGCUCCGGAAAUGCCUCAACAUUGUGGACUGCGAAGUCUGCACUCAGCCCUCGGCAAUUUCUAUGCUACUUAUCACGGUUUGCAAUCGCCUGCUGCAUAUAUCUCAAAGUAUGUCGUCGCAAUUGUGAAAAUGGUUUGUGCACGGGUCGCGUUUGCGUCCACAGCUUGCGACAGAUCCGCAGGAUGCAGAUGUUGAUAAUGGCAGCGAUGACCUGACAGGAAAGCUCAGCAUGGACCAGCUAG
Molecule: messenger RNA, 901 nt
Organism: Aspergillus vadensis CBS 113365
Lineage: Eukaryota; Fungi; Ascomycota; Eurotiomycetes; Eurotiales; Aspergillaceae
Exons: 1
Coding region: 1-786 (261 amino acids)
Source: RefSeq, a predicted model, not a curated record